Molecule: messenger RNA, 2593 nt
Organism: Trichomycterus rosablanca
Lineage: Eukaryota; Metazoa; Chordata; Actinopteri; Siluriformes; Trichomycteridae
Gene: rundc3ab
Product: RUN domain containing 3Ab
Exons: 11
Coding region: 140-1411 (423 amino acids)
Source: RefSeq, a predicted model, not a curated record
CCCUGUUGAGGAGAUGAUGUAGUGCGGUAGGGAGGAGGAGGUUGAGCUGCUGGUGCUUGGUGGAAGUCGGCGGUGCUGAACGGACGGAGCGCGGCUGUCGGUGCCGCUGUGACCGCUGGAUUCCCCCGCUGUACCCGCCAUGGCGAUGGGCGCUCAGGGUAAGAAGGCUGGUUCCAGGAACGUGGCUGUGGAGAGGAAGAACCUCAUCACCGUCUGCAGGUUUUCAGUGAAGACGUUGUUGGAGAGGUACACAGCAGAACCAAUCGACGACUCAUCUGAGGAAUUCAUCAACUUUGCUUUCAUCCUGGAACACAUCCUCAGCCACAGAUUUAAAGGUGCAGGCAGCUGGUUUGAUGGUCAGCGCAGUUUCUGGGACUUUGUUCGUCUGGCCUGCAGUAAAGUGCAGAACAGCUGCAUCGGCAGCAUCGAAAACAUGGAGAACAUCAACUCAUCACGAGCAAAGGGCAGAGCGUGGAUAAGAGUGGCGCUGAUGGAGAAACGUCUAUCCGAAUACAUCGCCACGGCUCUGAGAGACAGUCGCACCACCAGGAGAUUCUAUGAUGAAGGAGCCAUCAUGUUAAGAGAAGAAGCGUCUGUGCUGACAGGAAUGCUGAUCGGACUCGGAGCGAUUGACUUCAGUUUCUGUUUGAAAGGUGAAGCUCUGGAUGGAAAAACGGAAGCGGUGAUCGACUACACUCCCUAUCUCAAGUUCACUCAGAGCUACGAUUACCUGAGUGACGACGAAGACUGUCGUAGCGUGGACAGCAGUAACAGCGACGACAGCGUUCCGGAACACCCCUACAUCCCGUUACUGACGGACGACGAGAGCUGGAGUCACAAAUGUCGCAGAAUGGAGCAGAGGUUCAAGAUCGUCAACGCCCAGAAGGGUUACCUGGAGGAGCUGGUGCGGCUGAGGGAGUCCCAGCUGAAGAACCUGGAGAUGGAGAACAAGAAGCUGAACAGGAAGCUGGAGGAGCUUCAGCUGCAGAACCAUCAGGAGAAGAAGGAACUGGAGGGAGUUAUACUGGAACUGCAGGAACAGCUGACCAACCUUAUUCCGGGUGAAAGUCAUCCUUUGUCUAAGGACAUGUCCAUUCCUCUGGUUAACCAGUGGCCAUCGCUUCACACCUACAACAAUCAGGAAGAUUGCAAACUCUACAGAAGGGGGAGCUUCCCGAGCUCCGAACUUCUCUCGCCUCAUGUCAGCUUGGACUCUGAUUCCCAGAAGGCUGAGGGGAAGCCAAACGGCCAGCCCUGGUGUAAAGCAGAUAAGGAGUACACUCCGUCCAUUCUGGGUCUCUGUGGUUCCUUGGCUUCGUUACCCAGCUGUAAGUCACUUCCCAGCCUGAGGUCCACUGAGUGCCUGGUGAACAUCAGCGCCGAGCCCAGUCCUGCUCUGACGCCCAGUUAGAACCCAGUAUACACUCGUCCAGUUUCUUUAGCAGAAAGAACAUUCAAAGACUAACGGCUACGCACUGUACACCAUUCAUUUGCCCUCUGUCAGUGUCUUUCACUUGCUUAAUUGUAUUUAUUUUACCAUGAUUUCUACCUUCUAGCUGCUAUCAAUGUCUUUUAGUGUCUCAGUGUCUUUGCUUUCCGGGUUUCUCUGGACUGUGGACUAUGCACCACCGACUAGCCUGACUCGCACCUCAAGCUAAAGAAUGGCCACUUUAUUAGCUGUUAGCAUCUACUGGAUGUUCUCCCUUUAUGACGUCAAUCUAUAGUCGAAAACGUAUGACAAAAAAUGCACAUAAUUAUCAAAAUGUGGAGCUAAAAAAGAAAAACUGCCAAGAACUGCUGCCUUUUCUCUUUCAGAUCAUUCCUUUUCUUAAUCCUUCCAACGUUAGGGGGUUUUGCUGAUAGAAAGGGACCUGCCAGCCAAUAGGACACCACAUAAAGUCGUAAAUUAACAUCUUACCAUCAUCUCACAGACUACAUAUAUACACAAUAUGACCGAAAGUAUCUGGACACCAAUUCUUAUGAAUAAGUUUAGGUGUUUAGGCCACCCACAUCCAUUGCAACAGUUCGAAGACUCUUUUCUGUUCCAGCAAAGUACAUAAAGACAUGGUCUGACCAAUUUGGUGUGGAAAAACUACACACAGCCCUGACCUCAACCCCACUGAACAGCACUGAAAUGCCAAAUGUGUGCCAAUCCUGCCAGACACACUCCAACAUUACACUCCAUAUUAAUGCCAAUUGUUUUGAAAUGGGAUGUCCAAGAUCAUGGUCUGGGGGUCACAUACUUCACGGCAUAUAGAGUAAAUAAUCUGGUCCAAAUCCUGCUCUUUCCGAGUGUAUGUUUGUAUCAUUAUAACCUCCUUAUGAACACGAUCUCACAACAUGAAGGUUUUCAUCAGCAAAUGAAUGAAUGAAGCUUUUCUUUCCGUCGCCGCAUGAUUGAAGGUUCUGUUGUGUUCUGUGUGAGGUAGAGGGAGUCACAAAUUUGUUUUUCUUUUUUCAGUCAUUGUUCUUAAUGUUUAUUAACUAACAUACUUACAAUUUGUAAAUGAUGUUAAAAUGCUGUAAUAUUUAUCACACCACUGGAAACUGCUGCAAUAAAAAACUGCCUCUUUUUGGUUCCGUUUUCCUGUUA